Molecule: messenger RNA, 480 nt
Organism: Bubalus bubalis (water buffalo)
Lineage: Eukaryota; Metazoa; Chordata; Mammalia; Artiodactyla; Bovidae
Product: RING finger protein unkempt homolog
Exons: 3
Coding region: 1-480 (159 amino acids)
Source: RefSeq, a predicted model, not a curated record
AUGGAGGUGAUGUCAGUAUAUCGCUUACAGGUGCCUCCGGCAGGCGCAGAGUGUGAGCUGGCCCUGGAGCAGCGGGAUGCCCUGGAGGUGCAGGUGAAGAAGCUGCAGGAGGAGCUGGAGCGGCUGCACUCGGGCCCUGACCCACAGGCUCUGCCCACCUUCCCCGGCCUGGAAGCCCUCUCACUCUCCACCCUCCACUCUCUCCAGAAGCAGCUGCGGGCGCUCCUGGAGCAAGUGGACAAGGCUGUAUUCCACAUGCAGCUGGUGAAAUGCCUUAAGUGUCAUGAGCAAAACCCAGCAGUGCUUCUGUGCCAACAGGCCGUGCUGUGUAAGCUCUGUGCUGAGGGCAGUGAGUGCCCCAUCUGCCAGCUGGGCCGGGCCCAUUUCCUCCAGUCACGAAGGUUAGGAAGGGCGGCGGUGAGGAGAUACCCCUCGUCCAAGCAAAGGAGCAGCGGCUACGCUUUGCUGGAGCAGCCAUGA